UACAAAAACAUUUUCUCUUUUUAGCUUUCUGAUCUUAUGAUCAUCAACAUACACCACAAGCAAAAAUGUGUGGAGGUGCGAUCAUCUCCGACUUCAUUGAGGCUCGACGAGGUCGGAAAAUGACUACCCAAGACCUCUUGGCCGAAUUCGAUACGUUCUUCGACAAUCCAAACUCCGGCGGUUCCAACAAGUUCAAUCAAACUAAGGGUUCAAAUGAAACGAACGUGAAAAAGGCAAAGCUUACGAAACAAGGAGGAGGUAGAGCAAGGAAGAACGUUUACAAAGGAAUCAGACAGAGGCCUUGGGGGAAAUGGGCAGCUGAAAUUCGCGAUCCACGGCAAGGUGUUCGAGUUUGGCUUGGUACGUACAACACUGCUGAAGAAGCAGCUAGAGCUUACGACGUUGCAGCCAAGCGCAUUCGAGGUGACAAAGCCAAACUCAAUUUUCCUGAUGAACAGCACUCACAAGAAGAACCAUUGCCGCCGCCGCCGCCAUCAGCACCACCGUCCAAAAGGCGAUGUUUGAGUUCCGGUUCGACUCAGCCGAGUUAUUAUGAACCAACUUUCAUGCCCUAUGAUCACAAAUCACCUGCUGCUUGGUCAGGAAAUACUACAACAAUUCCUACUGGAAGUGAUGAUCAGAGCAGCAGCGAACUGAAAGAGCAGAUAUCAAGCUUGGAGUCAUUCCUAGAGCUGGAUACUGACGAGUUAUUAUGUGAAUCGUCUGAGUCGGUUGAUAUGUGGUUUUUAGACAGUGCUCCUGCUCCUACCGGUUACCUCAACUUUUACUGAAUCAUAUCAUGUAACUCGUUACGAGUCGAAUCGGUUGCCUAAAUAUGUGUGUCGCUUGUCGUCAUGUUAAAGUCUGAGGUACUCUUUUCGGUGCAUAAACAAAUAAUUUACUAUAUUUAAAUAAGGUUAUGCACGUACGUUUCUUUUGCGUCA
Messenger RNA from Papaver somniferum (opium poppy), 944 nucleotides. Its product is annotated as ethylene-responsive transcription factor RAP2-3. The transcript is spliced from 2 exons. The record is from RefSeq and is a predicted model, not a curated record. Lineage: Eukaryota; Viridiplantae; Streptophyta; Magnoliopsida; Ranunculales; Papaveraceae. Gene Ontology annotation, molecular function: DNA-binding transcription factor activity; DNA binding. Bases 66 to 791 code for a protein of 241 amino acids. Gene Ontology annotation, biological process: ethylene-activated signaling pathway; regulation of DNA-templated transcription.